GACAACGUUUUUCCGCUUCGCGCGGUGUGUGCAUCGCUCGAGAAAAUCGAAAAAAACCCCAAAAUGAAUUUCUCCAGUAAAAAAAUUUAGUCAUGUGCGCCAGUUCUUCAAAUUAAACCAUUUCAAAUUUUAUUAUUUUUUCACGUACACACACAUCGGUUUGAUAUAAAUUAAAUUGUACAUUUUUAUAAUUUCCAAAUGAAAUUUUGAUCCGUCGUGCGACAAUAGUUCUAUUUUAUUUAAGUCGUCAUUAACUGGUCGUAAAACAUGGAAGAGGCAACCGACAAUCACGUCCUCUACAAGCUGGUGCUCACCGGAGGGCCAUGCGGUGGCAAGACGACGGGACAGGCCCGGCUUUGCACGUUCUUUGAGAAUUUGGGUUGGAAGGUUUUUCGUGUACCUGAAACAGCUUCGGUCCUUCUUGGCGGUGGUGUAAAAUUCGCAGACCUGAACGCAGAUGAAAGCAUAAAGUUCCAAGAAAACUUGCUGAAAACGAUGCUGCAAAUAGAAGAUACGUUUUUCGCAUUGGGAAAAACGUGCAAGAGAAAUUGUCUAAUCAUAUGUGAUAGAGGAGCGAUGGAUGCUUCAGCUUUUGUUGCCAAAGAUAAAUGGGAAACUAUUAUGAGGGAGAACGCGUGGAACAACGUAGAAUUAAGGGAUAACAGAUACAAUCAAAUUAUUCAUAUGGUAACCGCCGCCAAAGGAGCCGAGGAAUUUUAUUCUAUAGAGGAUCACAAUUGCCGUUCGGAGGGGGUGCAACUGGCGCGAGAUUUGGACACGAAAGCGGCCGCCGCGUGGGUGGGCCACCCGUAUUUCGAUGUCAUCGAUAACUCGACGGAUUUCGAAGGGAAAAUACGUAGAUUGAUCGUGUCGGUGUGCCACAAGAUCGGCUUGGACACCGGCGACAGGUUGUUGAAGAACUCGCGCAAGCACAAGUUCCUGGUGGAGGGUCCGUUGCCGGACGAUUCGGUGUUUCCCCCGUUCCAGGACUUCGAGGUCGUGCAUAAUUACUUGCAAUCGAAUUCACCCAACCAGGUCAGGUUGCGCAAGAGAGGCCAGAAAGGCCAUUACAGUUACAUCCACACUGUAAGGAGACAGAACCAGCCAGGCGGGCAAGUGGUCGAAGUUAAAACGCAAAUAACCCAUCGGGAUUACAUUAACUUGCUGACGCAGAAGGACAAUUCGCAUUUUACCAUCUACAAGAGACGCCGGUGUUUCAUCGAGAACAACCAGUAUUUCCAAUUGGACAUAUACGAACAACCUAGUCAUCCAAGGUGUCGUGGUUUAAUUUUGCUCGAAACUUACUCCGCCCUCGACGAUCAGAUGCUGCUGAAAACGUUGCCGACAUUUUUGAACAUCAAGAAAGAAGUGAGGGGAAAUCCGGAUUAUUCGAUGUAUAAUUUGUCGUUGAGGGAAGACUGGAAAACGUCCAAGAAGUUUUGCAGAUCCGUUACAGAUUCGGACUUUUCUAAGUAUCCCCCUAAUGAAGACCGCGGAGAAGCUAUUAAGAAACUUUACAAUUACGGCAAUUUAAACGGAAAAACUAUGAACGGCAAAGCUUAAGUGUUACUUAAUCAAGAGUAUUCUUGUACUCAUAUAUAUAAUAUAUAUUUAUUUUUUUAUAGGGUUCCUACAAUUUUUUGGAAAAGAGUGAUUCGCUCGAUCUCUUAUAAAAUUGCGUUGUAGAUACAGUAUUUUAAAUUAUUUUUGCAAUUUAAAACUAAAUCAUAUUUAACUAUAUUAUGUACCUGCUUAACAACAAGAAUUAAAUCGUCGGGUUUGUCUAAUUAGAUUAAACAAACAUUUCACUUACUGUAGUUUACAAGUAAUGCUAUUUUUAUGUUUCAGUAGGUGAAUAUAAAUAUCAUGAAUAGCAGAAUUUUUUAUCUCAAGUUUGCUCUGACUUAAUGCGUAUUUUUAAGUGGAUAAUAAAAGUGUAUGGGUUUUGGAAUUUUGUUUUUAAUGUUGAAAUCAUCUCGACAUAAUAAUACGCAAAACUGAUGCAAUUUAGAGUAAAUUUUAGAUAUGUACUUACAUAGUUAUGCAUUAUAAUAGAGUACUUAAGUUGAUCAGUGUAUUAGAUAGUAAACUUUAGCUCGUUAUAUUUCUGUUGAUGUGUUAUAAAAGCAGAAAGAUUUAUGAAUAUUGUUAAGCUUGUAUUACAUUACAAUUUUUUCAAUUACACAAAAACUAAAUUGUUACUAAUUUUUGUUGGUACAUUUUAAUUAAUAUGGACAAGAUUUUACGACAAUGGUUGAAUAAGUUGAUGUUUCGUUUUAUAGGUAAAAAGAGUAAAGUAAUGUAAGCUUAAAAUAAAAGAUGUCAAUUUAUAUCAAACUGUGUAUCAUCUUUAUUCUCAGAUUUUUGUCACUAAAGAAAUCGAAUAAAAAUUACAUAUAUAUUUUUUCUGAAACCAGGUACCUGCCAUUACUGUGAAUUUUUGAGAAUAGGAAAAGAAUAC
Messenger RNA from Phyllotreta striolata, 2461 nucleotides. Lineage: Eukaryota; Metazoa; Arthropoda; Insecta; Coleoptera; Chrysomelidae. The record is from the annotation of a GenBank genome assembly.